Molecule: messenger RNA, 669 nt
Organism: Paramecium tetraurelia
Lineage: Eukaryota; Ciliophora; Oligohymenophorea; Peniculida; Parameciidae
Exons: 2
Source: RefSeq, a predicted model, not a curated record
AUGCACUUUCAAAGAAUUUUAGAAGCUUAUGAACAGCGUUGGUUGGAACGCCAUGAUUAGAAUAAAAAGUUUAGACCAAAAAAAUUAAUUACAGACACCCCUGACAUCAAAGACAUGAUUUUAAUGAAAGAGAAUUUACCAUUAUCUAAACAGCAACAAAUUAACCAAUCAAAAGAAGUGCCAAAGAAAAUUCGAUUGAAAUAACAAUUGCAAGAAGAAUGUCCAAUUUGUAUGAUGAACUUAGAUGACUUAUAAAAUGUCUGCGAGAUUGAUGUCUGCAAGCAUUAGAUAUGUUUAACUUGUAUAAAAGAAUGGGCAGAGAAAUAUAAAACAUAAUGUCCUUAUUGCAGAGCCAAAUUCAAAAAAAUCUACCCAAUUGAAAAUGGCAAAAGAAAGAAUUCUCCUAUCAAAUUAAAUCUUAAAUAACCAAAAUGGCAACCAGAACAAGAUCAAUUUUAUAAUUCUUAAGAAGAACAAGAAGAAAAUUAAAUGUGCUAAAUUUGUGGAUGUUCUCACUCAUAGUAUUUAAUGUUGAUAUGUGAUAAAUGCAAUGAAUAAAUGUGUCAUACAUUCUGUGAUCCAGGUUUUUUAGAGUUUUUUGUGCCUGAAAAAAAUUGGUACUGUCUUGAUUGCCGUAAAUCUAAAUUAGUUUAUCACAAGCCUAAAUGA